GGCGCGCGUCGUUAAGGCAGGAGUCAGUCGAGUAGCGGACGGCGUCUCGUGAGGUUCUCGUACUAGGUAUCAACAGCCAGGAGCGCAAUUAUGAGAGACUAUUAUUCGAUCAGUUUGGCAGUGAUCCUUGCUACGCUGCUGAUAACGGCAGAUGCGGGUGACAUGCUUCGCAAGAGCAUUGUUUUUGACAAAAACACCCCGGACGUGUUCUAUUGUCCGGUGCACAAGCCGACCGGCUUCGACAAGAUGAUCGUCAAGGCCAAACCACUGUCACGACUCUGCCAAUUCGAGGGCGGACCGAUUCCCAAGGAUUAUAAGAGCGACUGCUACAACGACGUCGACGAGAGCGAGUACGCGUGCAAAGAGAAAUAUAGGAUUAUGAUGAGACUCCAUCCACCGGGUAGUAAUACCCCAUACAAUGGCACUCGCUUGAAGAAGUUCAUGGCAACCGACAAUGACAUUUUCAUUAAGAAAGUAAAGAAGACUUAAUUUCUCAUUGUUCUAAAUGAAAAAGAGUACAUCAUCACUUACUACCUCC
Messenger RNA from Ceratosolen solmsi marchali, 538 nucleotides. RefSeq lists its product as uncharacterized. NCBI's taxonomy places the organism in Eukaryota, Metazoa, Arthropoda, Insecta, Hymenoptera, Agaonidae. The record is from RefSeq and is a predicted model, not a curated record. The coding region runs from base 91 to 489 and encodes 132 amino acids. The transcript is spliced from 4 exons.